AUGAGGAAAGAAGACGUCGAGAAAUCAACACACACUGGAGUAAAUGGCUCUAUCUAUCUAUCUAUCUAUCUAUCUAUAUAUCUAUCUCAGUCUAUUCAUAUCUAUCUCUCUAUCGCCCUCUUUCUCACUCUGUCUGUCUCUGUCUCUCUCUAUCUCUCUCUCUCUCUCUCUAUAUAUAUAUAUAUCAAUUUAACUAUCUAUCUCAGUCUGUUCAUAUCUAUCGAUCUUAGUAUGUUCAUAUCUAACUAUUUAUUCAUAUCUAUCUAUCUAUCUAUCUAUCUAUCUAUCUAUCUAUCUAUCUCAGUCUGUUCAUAUCUGUCAGUCUGUUCAUAUACCAGUCUGUUCAUAUACCAGUCUGUUCAUAUCUAUCUCUUUAUCCCUCUCUCUCUAUUCAUAUCUAUCUAUCUAUCUAUCUAUCUAUCUAUCUAUCUAUCUAUCUAUCUAUCUCAGUCUAUUCAUAUCUAUCUCUCUAUCGCCCUCUUUCUCAAUCUUCCCCAAAUAUUAUAUAAUUCUUUUCUUUUCUCAUCUAUCUAUCUAUCUAUCUAUCUAUCUAUCUAUCUAUCUAUCUAUCUAUCUAUCUAUCACAGUCUGUUCGUAUUUAUCGAUUUCUCCCAGUUUAUUCUUUUCUGUCUAUUCUUUUAUUUGAUAUUCAGAACCAGUGCCAAAUAUUUUCUCUCUCUUGUUUUUUUUUCUUGA
This is a messenger RNA of Acanthosepion pharaonis, 696 nucleotides long. NCBI's taxonomy places the organism in Eukaryota, Metazoa, Mollusca, Cephalopoda, Sepiida, Sepiidae. The record is from the annotation of a GenBank genome assembly.